This is a messenger RNA of Parnassius mnemosyne (clouded apollo), 465 nucleotides long. The record is from the annotation of a GenBank genome assembly. NCBI's taxonomy places the organism in Eukaryota, Metazoa, Arthropoda, Insecta, Lepidoptera, Papilionidae.
AUGAAUGAAGCAGAAAAUAAAGUAGCAGCUUUGUGGGGUUGGGAUAUGGAUGGAUUUAAAAGUGAAAACGGUGAUUUUAGUGCUACUGUACCUUUAAAUAAGAUCUUAGGGUUUGCAGAAGAUUAUGCUAAAAUUGUAAUAAAUUGUAAACAUGAACUUAUACUGAACAGAAGUAAUUCUAACAUAAAUAGUAUUAUUGGAACUGAAGAUGUUGCACAUUUUCAAAUAGACAUAAAAAGAAUACAAUGGCGAGUGCCACAUGUGAAAGUAUCAGAUCGUGAACGACUGAAACUUCUUAAACAUUUAGAAAGAGAUAAACUUAUACAGAUGGCAUUUAGAAAUUGGGAUUUAUAUGAAUACCCUUUACUUCCUACAUCAACUAAGCAUUCCUGGUCUAUUAAGACUGCGUCACAAUUAGAGAAACCUCGAUAUCCUUUAAGUAACAUAGUGCGCAAGUUGACAUGA